AAUUAGUUACUGACCCUAUUUAUUCGACUUUGCUACACAAAUCGUUGAUCGCAAAAGACAGGAUAAUAUUUUAGCGUUGUGUUGUAAAAAGUGUUUCAACCUCUUAUUUUAACUGGGGUUUUUAGUGUGUUUUAAUUAAUCUCUUAGUAGAAAUACUAGGAGCAAUCUGAUUGUAUUUCACCAACGUAGGUUUUUGUCUCCAUUUUAGAAUAUUUUUAUUAUUUUGUAAACGCGAAAUUCGAAGGUACCUCUUAGGUUUGAUUUUCCUAGCUUGCCGUAGGGUGCAUGCGCCGUAUGGGCUAUGUGGUGUUUAGGAGCCACAACGUGUUUGCUUUGGAGAAAUUUUUGAAAUAGUAAAAUAUUACUUUUUAAAAUUUGUUUUAGAAAAAAAUAUACAAGUUCGUAUAAAAUGGCACAAGUUCUUAAUCUGAACAAUGAGGUGGUCAAGAUGAGAAGAGAUGUGAAGAAGGCAAGGGUAUUCAUCAUUCGAAAGCUAACGAGGCACGUUGCUAAGCUGAAAACAAAAAAAGGCAAAGCAGAAGACAUCGAAAGGAACCUGAGGCGAGUAGAAAGACUAAUUGAAGAAAUCCAUGCAAUGAAGGCUUUAAAACCUGAUGAAGUUACAAAAGCUGCCCUGCAAAGGAAUCUCAUCUUUGAAAAGGUCUGCAAAAAUCCAAACUCUACAACAGCAGAGAGAGCAACUGCACGAAUUGCAUCACAUCCACUGAUCAGCAAAAAAAUUAUAGACAUUAAAGCUGCAAUUAAGGCAUUCAAGGAAGAGAGGAUUCAAAAAUCUUCUGAAAGCAAGAAGGCUCCAGAAAAACCAAAUUCUGGAAAAAACACCAAGAAGCCAAUUAAUAAAACUAGUGAUCAUAGCACAACUGAAGAAGAAGACAGUACAGCUGAAUUGGCUGAAAUGAACAAUGAGGAAAUAAAGAAAGAAAAAGAAGUUCAAAAGUCAGAAAAUGAUCAAGAUAAGUUUAAACCCGAGAGAACUUCAGAGCCUCUUGUACAGCAAACGAUUCCCACAAAAUCCCUUACACCAGAUGUCCUACAGACCACUUCUGCUGUUAAAAAAGGACAACAGACUUCAACCUCGAAAGAGGCCAUUUCUCCAGCUAAUACAGAGGGCAAAAUAAGAAUACAGGGAUCUCAGAGUGUGAGUGAAGAGAGUGAGCUAGAUGAUUCAGAUGCCGAAGAGAAGGAAUACUUUGAUGACAGCACGGAGGAACGAUUUUACAAGCAGUCAUCCCACUCUGAAGACAGUGGAAGUGAAGAUGGGGAUGGCUUUUUCAUUGGUAAAGUCAACAAAGUGAAAAAAAAGAGCCACCACCUUGGCCCAAGGCAGGAAAAAAAGAAUCUUGAUGUCAAGAAAGCUACCGAGGAUGUUUUGAAAAAAGCCAGUCCUGCAACACACAUGUCUGUAGAUGAGAAGAAAGGUCUGCAGAAUUCAAAGCAGAUGAAACUGAAGUCUGUGUUUUGUAGCACCUUAUCAGGAUCAAAAGCAUCUAGACCACAGCACGGGAAGAGAAACCCACAUGAAAAUUCUCAAGCAUACAAGAGUACAGCAGCCACGGUGAAAAACAAACCACAGUUUCAGAAGCAUAAGGCUCACCUUUCCACUGGGAGGUUUCCCAGUCCAGCUCAGCAAACACAGCAGUCUCUCCACCCAUCCUGGGAGGCCAGCAGGAGACGCAAAGAACAGCAGGCCCAGAUAAUGGCUUUCCAGGGGAAAAAGAUUAAGUUUGACGACUGAUUUUCAUGAAGACUUAGUUUUGACUGCUUAAAAUAAACUGUUUCCUAUGACCAGUUUUCAGUACCAUGCUUUUUGUUUUCUCAGUAUUUAUUCAUGUCUGGUGUUAUUUUAUUUACAGCUGGGAAACAAAUGCCCAUUUGAAUUGAUCUGUACAAAGAUUUAAGAUAGAGUACUGCUGAUUCAUAUACCAUUUAUAAAUCAUUCCAGUUUUUUCCUGUUCAGUUUGUAAAUUGUACUACUACUGUAAUUUUUUUCAGUGUGAGAUUUGAAUCGGUUAAUCUGUUAAAUAAAAAAUCUCCUCAAAUAA
This is a messenger RNA of Lepisosteus oculatus (spotted gar), 2063 nucleotides long. It is a transcript of the gene srfbp1, whose product is annotated as serum response factor binding protein 1. The record is from RefSeq and is a predicted model, not a curated record. Gene Ontology annotation, biological process: maturation of SSU-rRNA. NCBI's taxonomy places the organism in Eukaryota, Metazoa, Chordata, Actinopteri, Semionotiformes, Lepisosteidae. Gene Ontology annotation, cellular component: 90S preribosome; nucleus.